Nerophis lumbriciformis (worm pipefish) is the source of this 6060-nucleotide messenger RNA. Lineage: Eukaryota; Metazoa; Chordata; Actinopteri; Syngnathiformes; Syngnathidae. The record is from RefSeq and is a predicted model, not a curated record.
AUGGAUACCCCCAUCAGAUGGAAAGUUAAACGGAGAUUAAGGGACGCUCUGAUCUCCCUGGUUGUCAUUUUGCUUUUUGUCACAUCCCCGGCGAGUUCAGCUGAACCAGCCAACCUCUUGAAGAUUUUAGAUUUUCCUAAUUUACCCGAAGGCGUCACGAAAACAACGGGGUUCUGCUCGAAUCGGCGGUCGUCGCAAGGACCCGACGUUGCCUACCGAGUCUCCAAAGAGGCGCAGCUCAGCGCUCCCACCAAACAACUAUAUCCAGGUGAUGUAUUCCCUGAGGACUUUUCCAUCAUGGCCACGGUGAAGCCCAAGAAGGGCAGCCAGUCUUUCCUGUUGUCAGUGUACAAUGAGCAGGGAAUCCAGCAACUGGGACUGGAAAUGGGGCGCUCGCCCGUUUUCCUCUACGAGGACCACACAGGAAAGCCCGGACCGGAGGACUACCCGCUUUUCCGGGGGAUCAACCUGGCUGACGGAAAGUGGCAUCGAGUGGCCAUCAGUGUGCACAAGCAGACCAUCACCCUCAUUCUGGACUGUAAAAAGAAGACCACCCAGAAACUGCUCCGAUCGGCCAACCCCAUCAUCGACACCAAAGGAAUUAUUGUCUUCGGAACAAGAAUACUUGAUGAAGAAGUCUUUGAGGGAGACAUCCAGCAGCUAAUGAUUGUAGCAGACCACCGCGCCGCCUAUGACUACUGCGAGCACUACAGCCCCGACUGUGAAGUGGCUGUGCCCGACCAACCACAGAACCAGGACCCCAACACUGACGACUACAACACAGAGGAGGACAGCUACUAUUAUGAGUACCCCUACUAUGAAGACGUGGACGGAAAAUCGCUUGAUUCAACUGAUGCAGAGGAGACAACUAAGGUAGUCAAGGUCACGGACAGCCUGGCAUCCAAAGUGGAGGAUGCCGUUCGUACCGCUGGCACAGGUGGCAAAGUGGUCAUCUCUUCGUCUUCUAGUUCGUCUUCCAGCACGGGCUCUUCCUCUAGUAGCUCUUCGGCAACCACCACGGACGACGCUGGUGCAUACGAUGGUUAUGACAGUUAUGGGACCUAUGAGAGCUACUAUGAUGAGCUGAAACCUACACCCGAGGGCGACGGUUCUAAACGAAUCACCAUCACAAGCACGGGCACCGGCGGGAAACUGGAUCUGGGAGCGGCCGGAAAGAUUGACCUGGGAACAGGAAGCGCAGUGGAAACCAGGGUUAUCUCCGGUGGAGGUGGUGGCGGCGGAUCCUCGAUCACGAUCAAUAAAACAACUCUCGGAACGUCGUAUGGUGACUACGGUGAUUACGGAGAUGGGGAUUACGGCGUGGACAGUCACGUGACUACUGGCGGAGGCAGUAGCAGCGGCACAAUUAGGCUUGGCGGCGGAGGUAGCAGCAGCAGUGGGACCAUCUCACUGGGUGGCGGAGGCAUUGGCGGCACUAGUGACACCAUCACACUGGGUGGGGGCGGAAGCAGCAGUAGCAGCACCAUCAGUCUUGGCGGUGGAGGUGGAGGAAGCAGCAGUACCACCAUCACCAGAGGAGGCGGCGGAAGCAGCUCCACGAUCACCCUCGGCGGCGGAUCAGUUUCGGUCGGAGGUGGUUCAGUGUCGGCGGGAGGCUCCUCCACAGUGGGCGGCGGAUCGGCCAGCGCUGGAGCCGGAGCCGGUGGUUCCAUCGCCACUGGAACUGGACUGGGCAUUGAUGGCGAGGGGGACUACACCGACUUGGACUCUUUCAAGGCGGAGCACAUCAACAACUAUGAUGAUUUGGAUCUGAAUAUUUAUGAUGAGAACUACGACGACUUGGAAUACCCUGACAAAGGUUCCAAAGUGCUUCCUGCCGAGACCGAGUAUUACGGACAGGUCGAUGGCGUCCGUGGCGAGAAAGGGGAGAAGGGAGAACCUGCCAUUAUCGAACCCGGAAUGCUAGUGGAGGGUCCGCCUGGGCCUGAGGGGCCAGCGGGUCUUCCUGGACCUACGGGUGCCGCCGGCUCACCAGGCGUUCCUGGAGAUAUCGGCGAGAGGGGUCUUCCCGGUCGUCCUGGUCUUCCUGGUGCUGAUGGUCUACCAGGACCCCCUGGCACCGUCCUGAUGUUGCCUUUCCGAUUCAGUGCUGGAGGGGGAGACUCUGGACAGAAGGGACCUGCCAUGUCAGCCCAGGAGGCCCAGAUGCAGGCCAUCAUGCAGCAGGCUCGGCUUGCUAUGCGUGGAUCUACCGGCCCCAUGGGUUUGACCGGCAGGCCUGGCCCCUUGGGUCCUCCUGGUGUUGCGGGACUGAAGGGAGAGUCUGGAGAGGCGGGUCCUCAGGGUCCACGCGGACCACUGGGAUCAGCUGGACCUCCUGGAAAGCCUGGCAGAAGGGGUCGCGCCGGAGCUGAUGGUGCCAGGGGAAUGCCAGGCCAGCCUGGAACCAAGGGAGAUCGUGGAUUUGACGGUCUGGCGGGACUUCCUGGCGAAAAAGGACACAGAGGUGAAGCGGGACCUCAUGGACCGCCUGGUGCUCCAGGCGAGGAUGGCGAGAGGGGAGACGACGGAGAGAUCGGACCAAGGGGACUUCCAGGUGAACCGGGACCUCGUGGUUUGCUUGGACCUAAAGGACCUCAGGGAGCUCCCGGACCUCCUGGUGUCACCGGAGCGGACGGCCACCCUGGACCAAAAGGCAACAUUGGACCUCAAGGAGAACCAGGACCUCCCGGUCAACAAGGCAACCCCGGUGCUCAGGGACUGGCCGGGCCUCAAGGUGCGAUCGGACCUCCCGGAGAGAAGGGUCCUACCGGGAAGCCUGGUUUGCCGGGAAUGCCGGGAGCUGACGGACCACCAGGUCACCCUGGAAAAGAAGGACCUCACGGAGAAAAGGGACACAUGGGACCCGCCGGCCCUCAAGGACCUAUCGGUUAUCCCGGCCCACGAGGCGUGAAGGGAGCAGACGGCGUCCGCGGCCUGAAAGGAACCAAGGGAGAGAAGGGAGAAGACGGCUUCCCGGGCUUCAAGGGGGAUAUGGGUAUCAAGGGUGACAGGGGUGAGCUUGGCCCGGCAGGGCCCAGAGGAGAAGACGGUCCCGAGGGGCCUAAAGGUCGUUCAGGUCUCCCAGGAGACGCCGGUCCUCUCGGCCCAAAUGGCGAGAAGGGUAAACUCGGAGUGCCCGGUUUGCCCGGAUACCCAGGAAGACAAGGACCAAAGGGAUCUCAAGGUUUCCAAGGCUUCCCUGGUGCUAACGGAGAGAAAGGAACUCGGGGAACGGCGGGAAAGCCUGGACCGCGUGGCCAGCGAGGACCAACGGGCCCUCGAGGAGAGAGAGGACCAAGGGGACCCACUGGAAAAGCUGGACCAAAAGGCAACUCAGGGACUGACGGACCACCGGGACCCCCUGGCGAGAGGGGUCUACCAGGACCUCAGGGACCAACGGGAUUCCCGGGACCAAAAGGGCCACCUGGGCCUGCCGGUAAAGAGGGACUUCCCGGACACCCAGGACAGAGAGGAGAGACUGGUUUCCAAGGAAAGACUGGUCCUCCUGGCCCUCCCGGUGUUGUCGGACCUCAGGGACCAACCGGCGAGACCGGACCAAUGGGAGAUCGUGGGCAUCCUGGACCCCCAGGUCCACCCGGAGAGCAAGGUCUCCCAGGAGCUGCCGGAAAGGAAGGCGCUAAAGGCGACCCAGGACCCUCUGGCCCCGCCGGUAAGGACGGCCCACCCGGCCCACGAGGCUUCCCAGGAGAACGAGGCCUGCCCGGCCCCGUGGGGGCUCACGGUUUGAAAGGCAAUGAGGGUCCGAACGGCCCACCUGGCCCAGCUGGUUCUCCAGGCGAACGUGGGCCCGCUGGCCCUGCUGGACCCACAGGUUUGCCCGGACGCCCUGGCCCCCAGGGACCCCCGGGCCCCGCAGGAGAGAAAGGCGGACCGGGAGAGAAAGGACCUCAAGGCCCAGCGGGAAGAGAUGGUAUUCAGGGACCAGUGGGUCUGCCAGGACCUGGGGGACCCCCUGGACCACCGGGAGAGGACGGAGACAAGGGAGAACUUGGAGAACCCGGCCAGAAAGGAAGCAAAGGUGACAAAGGCGAACACGGUCCACCCGGCCCCACUGGACCUCAAGGUCCUGUCGGAGCUCCCGGUCCUGCAGGAGCAGAUGGCGAGCCUGGUCCCAGAGGUCAGCAAGGUCUGUUUGGCCAGAAGGGAGAUGAAGGAUCCAGAGGCUUCCCUGGACCUCCAGGCCCAGUUGGGCUGCAGGGUUUGCCCGGUCCGCCCGGUGAGAAAGGCGAAACAGGCGACGUUGGUCAGAUGGGUCCACCUGGCCCGCCUGGACCAAGAGGCCCCUCUGGACCACCUGGUGCCGAUGGACCUCAGGGACCUCCUGGUGGUAUUGGAAACCCCGGUGCUGUCGGUGAGAAAGGUGACGCUGGUGAGACAGGAGAGCCAGGUCUUCAGGGAGACGGUGGUCCACCAGGACCGAGGGGAGAGCGAGGGGAGAAGGGAGAGGCAGGCCCAGCUGGUGCUGCUGGACCACCAGGACCCAAGGGUCCCCCUGGAGAUGACGGUCCUAAAGGCAGCCCUGGUCCAAGCGGCUUCCCUGGAGAUCCAGGUCCUCCUGGAGAGCCGGGUCCUGCUGGCUUGGAUGGCCCACCUGGUGACAAGGGAGAUGACGGAGAGGCCGGCCAGGCUGGUUCCCCUGGACCUACAGGAGAGUCUGGUCCCUCUGGACCACCAGGAAAGAGAGGACCAGCUGGUGUUAGAGGACCCGAGGGAAGACAAGGGGAGAAGGGUGCCAAGGGAGAACCAGGCUUGGAAGGUCCUCAAGGAAAGACCGGUCCUGUUGGACCUCAGGGAUCGCCUGGCAAACCUGGUUCUGAAGGCUUGAGGGGAAUCCCUGGCCCCGUUGGAGAGCAAGGUCUACCCGGUGCUCCUGGCCCAGACGGACCUCCCGGGCCAAUGGGUCCUCCAGGCUUACCUGGUUUGAAAGGAGACUCCGGUAUCAAGGGAGAGAAGGGCCAUCCGGGUCUUAUUGGUCUUAUCGGACCACCGGGCGAGCAAGGAGAAAAGGGCGACAGAGGUCUGCCUGGCCCAGCUGGAACUGCCGGUCCGAAAGGAGAUAAUGGUAUUGCUGGUCCUUCUGGUCCACUUGGCCCACUCGGCCCGCCUGGAUUACCUGGUCCUCCCGGUCCCAAAGGUGCUAAAGGCUCAUCUGGUCAAACUGGACCAAAGGGAGAGACCGGUACACCGGGACUUCCAGGCCCUCCAGGUCCCCCAGGCGACGUCAUCCACCCACUCCCUCUCCAGGCCCCUACCAAGGGCCGCACGCGCAGGAACAUCGACGCCAGCCAGAUGAUGGAUGACGAGCCGGUCGACGCCAACUACAAGGACUACGAUGACGGCAUGGAGGAGAUCUUCGGCUCGCUCAACUCACUCAAACUGGAGAUCGAGCAGAUGAAACACCCACUGGGCACUCAGGCCAACCCUGCCCGCACCUGCAAGGACCUGCAGCUGUGCCAUCCAGACUUCCCAGAUGGUGAAUACUGGAUCGAUCCAAACCAGGGUUGCUCCCGGGACUCGUUCAAGGUUUACUGUAACUUCACAGCCGGUGGAGAGAGCUGCAUCUUCCCUGACAAGAAGUCUGAAGGGGCUAGACUCACCUCCUGGUUAAAGGAGAAACCCGGCUCCUGGUUCAGUGAAUUCAAACGCGGUAAACUGCUCUCCUACGUGGAUGCUGAGGGCAACCCCAUCGGCGUGGUGCAGAUGACCUUCAUGCGCCUGCUGAGCGCCGCCGCCCGCCAGAACCUGACGUACAGUUGCCACCAGUCUGUGGCCUGGCACGACGCGGAGGGUGACAACUACGACAAGGCCAUCCGCUUACUGGGCUCUAACGACGAGGAGAUGUCCUACGAUAACAACCCAUACAUUCGAGCCGUAUUGGACGGCUGCGCGCUGAAAAAGGGCUAUGACAGGACAGUACUGGAGAUCAACACUCCCAAGGUGGAGCAGGUGCCAUUUGUGGACAUUAUGUUCAACGACUUCGGCGGCCCCACGCAGAAGUUCGGCUUCGAAGUGGGCCCCGUCUGCUUCGUCGGCUAA